Messenger RNA from Fonsecaea nubica, 987 nucleotides. RefSeq lists its product as hypothetical. The coding region runs from base 1 to 987 and encodes 328 amino acids. Gene Ontology annotation, molecular function: arylformamidase activity. NCBI's taxonomy places the organism in Eukaryota, Fungi, Ascomycota, Eurotiomycetes, Chaetothyriales, Herpotrichiellaceae. The transcript has 4 exons. The record is from RefSeq and is a predicted model, not a curated record.
AUGGCUGACCAGACCUACAAGCAGGUGAAGCUGCCCCAGUUUGAUGAUCUUCCUCUGGAUGCUUCUCAUCCGCCUCAUUCGGCAUGGUUUCUUUUUGGCCAGGACGAUCAACUAGGAUGUCUCAAUCACUUGACGCCUGAGCGUGUCGCCCAUGCGGCGGCCAAUGAAAUCAGGACCGGCGUUUCGGUCGGACUGAACUGGGGCCUGGACCAGAUGAAGGUGCCGCCAUUCUACCGAACCAAGUUGAAGCACGAGAUUUUCAGCAUUGGGGAUUUCAUCAAUGACGACAAACUCGAAUUCAAUACUCAGACGAGUAGUCAGUGGGACGGCUUCCGACACUGGUCAUUUCCAGACGGACGAUUCUACAAUGGCGUCACUCAAGACGAGGUACGCAGUGGCACUUCGGCACGAAAUGGGAUUCAUGAGUGGACAAAGCGAGGGAUUGUGGGACGGGGCGUCCUGAUCGAUCAUUACUCGUAUGUCACCGAACGAGGCGACCCAAACUACGACCCAUGGCUCUACCACAAGAUCCCCGUGUCCGAAAUUGAGGCCAUCGCAAAGGAGAAAGGGAUCCAAUUCCAGACGGGAGAUCUUCUCCUGCUACGAACAGGCUUUGUCCAUCGAUAUCAAACCAUGCCAUUUGACGACCUGACGAGCCAGAUGGCUCAGCCGGAAUAUCAUUAUCCGGGGCUCGAAGGCUCCGAGGAAUCAUUGCGCUGGCUGUGGAACACUCAUUUCGCAGCGGUGGCCGCAGACAGCCCCGGCUUCGAGGCCUGGAGUGCCGGUCUGGGAGACUCGGGUGUGCAAUACCGCAUGCACGAAGUCAUCCUCUCAGGCUUUGGGUUGCCGAUCGGGGAGCUCUUCGACCUGGAAGCUCUGGCCGAGGAGUGCAAGAGACAGCAGCGAUGGACCUUCUUCGUGACCAGCAUGCCCCUGAACGUGCCUGGUGGGGUAGGGAGUCCUCCAAAUGCCGUAGCCAUCUUUUGA